Molecule: messenger RNA, 2696 nt
Organism: Oryzias melastigma (Indian medaka)
Lineage: Eukaryota; Metazoa; Chordata; Actinopteri; Beloniformes; Adrianichthyidae
Gene: litafd
Exons: 5
Coding region: 627-1082 (151 amino acids)
Molecular function (GO): zinc ion binding
Source: RefSeq, a predicted model, not a curated record
CAGUCGUGUCACUUUUAAGAAAGCACAUUGAGUCCUUUUUUGCUUACUUAACAUCUGCUUAGUCUGCAUGGGGGAACUAUUUUAUUAGGAUAUUCAGUUAUUUAUUAUUCCAUCCUAUACAUAAGUGAAAUGAACUGGAUAAAUACAAUUCGCCACGAGAAUUUUUUUUUUUCCACAGAGAAUCAGUCUCAAUGUAGGCGAAAAUGUUUUUUAAAUACAUUUGUGGGUUUUUUUUUGUUUGUUUGUUGGCCUUAGAGUCAGUUUGUGCUUUGCCAACGCUGUGACGAGAGGAAACAGGUUCUUCUUUCACGAGAAAGUGACACAAAGAUCCACUCCCUUUGAUAAUCUCCAAGAAACAAAAAGAAAGUUUGAAAUGAAGAUGUUUGAGCGAGUUCUGGCCCACACUUCACCACCAGCACCACCAGCAGCUGAGUCAUUUCUGCUGCCUUGUUCAUUGUUUUCCGAAAGGGUGGAGCUGUGGGAGGGCACUGCCAAGCCCUGUGGAGAUACAGGUGAGACAGGUGGAAGUAUCACUCACAAUCUGUCAGAAGUCAUUAUCAGCAGCAGCAGCAGCAGCAGCUUCCACACACCUCUGCAUACGAGACCUCAACACUUCAGUACGCAUUAUGAGUACAACUGAUCCUCCCUCCUACCUCGAACAAGGCACUGGAGUGAAGGUGUACCAUCUUCACACCCCAUUCAACCCCCAUGUUCCACAGGAGCCUCAACAGGCACCUCAACAGGCAGCAGUUGAAAAACCCAGGUUCACGGCCCCUGAACAAAUGCAGGGGUCCCACCUGGAGGCUGAAACAGGCAAAAAAAACUAUGUGAAAUACGAUGUGGGCUUGGGCCGCAGUCCCGGCAUGACGAAUUGCUCUACGUGCCAUAAAGAUGUCGAAACCGUCGUGACUUACAAGGCCGGGACCUACGCCUGGCUGAUGUGCUUACUCUUCAUCUGCUGCGGGUUGGUUCUGUGCUGCUGCCUGAUCCCAUUCUUCAUGAACAGCUUCAAAGAUGCUCACCAUUCGUGCCCCUACUGUCACAAGGUCCUGCACAUCGAGAAGAAGAAAUGCUGCGAAUGACAGGGAGGAGGACAAAGUAAAAAAUAGAAAAAUAACCUGCAAAUGUUGUCAUUCACCAACAAAAAAAGAAGAAAAAAACAGACAGAAAUACCAUCUUUUAACACUGAAAGACACAUAUAAAUACAAUUAUUUUUAUGGACGCUGUAAUCUACUAUAAGAAUGAAUCAUCUCCAUGCUGCAUCAUGUUUUCCAAAACAUUGAGAGCAAUUGUGCUUGCGGGGAAACGGGUUAAAGAACACCACUUGCACUUUCAUAGUUUUUUUUAACUGUUACAUUGUCAAUAUUUACAUUUAGAAUGAAGGGCUUGUACAUAGACUGUAGUUUAAACCCCCUUUCAGGGCGACAUUUUUGAAGCAGACCAGAGCUUCAUCAUCGGCCAUUUUUCCUUCUUUGCACAAGUACUUUAGUUUUGCUUUAUUUUGUUACUUUUUCUGGUUCUAAAAAGGAAACACAACACAAAAAAAAAAUAAAUGUGUAAUAUUUAUUGGAUGUCAGCAAGAAAGCUACUCUGAUGGAAGAUUGGAGGAUGAUGGAUGAUUGAAGAUGCAUGAAGAUCAACAUGGUUGGACAUUUGUUUACAACAGAACAUAUAAUACAAUAAUGACUUUUAAAUGAUUCAAAUAAAAACCAAAUAUAAAACAUUUUAUUUAAAAAAAAAACCUUUAUUUUCUUUUUUUUUCAAAAAUCAGUUUUUUUUCUUUUAGAAGCUUGCAAAAUACUUUGAUGCUGCUCAUCAACAGAACUGAGUUCCGUUAUUUGCAAUGAUUAAUUAUUUUAAAGAAAGCAUUGUUGCUCCUAUUAAAUAUGAUUCUGUUAAAUAAAAGUGUUUUCUGCAGUUUUUAUUUUAUAUGAAACCAUUCAUGUACCUCCACCAGCUCCAACUAUUCAACAAAUGUUUGGAGGUUUAGGCCUGGAAUAAAUGUAAAUAUGUUGCAAUAAAUCUAAUUCUACAUGGAAAAAGUACUAAAAUACCCAAGUAAUGUUGCAUUAUUUUAGUUUUCAGAUGAAUCCUUUGUUUUUUGUGGUGCUACAAACCCACUUUUUCCACACAUGGACAGACAGAAGUCAACUUUUACAGGUCUCUCUUGAUUUUUUAUAGAAAAUUUUAUUCAACAUACAUUUUUCCAGCAAAAAGGCAAUAUACAGGAAUAGUUGUCGUACACUGCUGCUACACAGAGGAGUUCAAACUGGAGAAGAUCAAAUUAAGGUUGUGAUUCUGCAGGUCAUCCUUGAACUAAAGUAGUUAGCUUUUUUUUCCUUGAAACAAAGAAACCACCGCAGCUCCUUUCUGAAAGAAAAAUAAUUCAAAUGUAACAGAAAAAAAUGUUUUAAUGGUACAUCAGGAACGCAAAAAAAAGAAAAAGAAAAAAAAACCUACACACAAAAAAUAUGAACACCUGUCUCCUUCUGUACCCAACAAGAAUGGCGUGUUUUCUCUUUAAUUUGUACACGUUCAGUUUUAAAUAUACAAUUCUUAAAUGUCUUUACAGAGCCACCUAUGCGCUAUAAGGGGUUGCAUUCCAUCUGUGCUUUAAAAGAAAAAAAGAAAACUCAUCUGGAGGGGUUAGGUGUUUCUUACAAUGCUGGUUUUGGCUCAAAAAAAAAAAAAAAAAA